Molecule: messenger RNA, 3835 nt
Organism: Heterotrigona itama
Lineage: Eukaryota; Metazoa; Arthropoda; Insecta; Hymenoptera; Apidae
Source: the annotation of a GenBank genome assembly
AUGGAAGGAGGCGAUGGUCCUUCGGCCAUCGGUAGUAAUCCUACUGCUAUUAAAGGUAUUGUUUAGAAUUUAUUUUUUUUUUAUUCUAGUCCUGCGAUAUAAUUGUGUAAUGCGAUAUAUAAGAAAAGAUCAUUUAAAUUUGAAACUUGUAUACAUAUAUAUUUAUACAUAUAUAUUUUGCUUUUGAACAGUUUCACAAGAGAAUUUGUAUUAGUAUAAAAAGUCAGUAGUCACUGGUAUAUAAAUUGGUAUAUAAAAGUGAGAGUGCUGAUGUACUGAUCAAAAUAUAAGAGAAACUUGUAUUGUUGUUAUGAAUAAAAAAAUAAUAAAUUGAAUAAAAAAAUAAUAAAUUGAAUAAAAAAAUAACGAAUUUUGUUAUAUUAUCAGCUGCACAGGAAGAGAUGGGAAGAUUAGAUGUUCUUGUCUGCGGACAGUGCCACUCAGUGUUUCAUUUUAUUGAAGAAUUUCAAGAGCAUCGUACAAAAGAAGGCGCUUGUACCCAAAUUUCACAUUUUCGCGAAAAUAGUAAUAAUGAACAGAAAGCACAAGUGUGGGCUUUCCUUUUAUGGAAAGAUUCACAAAUCCAGCAGGAGAGUUCAGAUAAAGACUCGACAAAUUCAUGGAAACUGUAUCAAAAAUGGUGCAAAAUGGAUACGCACAUAAGGGAUUCAUGGAUUGCAGCUGGAAAAACUAUUCAAACAUUCACGAAAAUCAGCAAUGCAAAAAUGCAGGAUGUACCGAGGCAGAAUCAAAUAAAUACUAAUGCGGAAGGGAAACCAGUAGUUGUUCGUAAAGUAAUUAGAAAUGGACAACCAGAAGACGAUAGUAAAAAGGAUAAUAAAACUGUAGAAGCAAAAAAUCAAAAAAGUAAUGAAUCUUUCGACGAAGUAGAAAAGAGAGAAAAACCAAAAUUGAGACCAACGAUAAAACUUAAGGUUAAAUCUAAUAAAGCUGGCGAUGAUGAUCGAGAUUCAAGCGACGAAGAACAUGUAGUAGAAAAGAUAUUAGCAAAACGAUUUAAUCCAAAAAAGAGAUGCUCGGAAUAUCUAUUAAAGUGGGAAGGUUUUGGACAUGAACAUAAUAGAUGGGAACCUGCUGAACAUGUAGCUACGUGUAAACAUUUAUUAGAAGAAUUUGAAAGAAAUCUUGCUAAAAAAAAAGAAUUAAAAGCUGCUCAGCAGCAGGCUAACGCAAAGGCAGCAGGACGAGGUGGUCAUCCUGCUCAGAAAACGAUUAUAAAAACGGAAGCUAAACCUGGACCAAGUACUGCAGCUCAAUACUAGGGAAGAGGAGGAUUGAUGAUUCCGAGAGUGAUUCCGAGGAUGGAGGCAGCAGCGCUGCGAAACGAAUGAAAGGCGACACAGGUAGUGAUGAAGAUUGGACUGGAGAGUCCGAGGAAGAAAGAUUGUUGGGUCGAAGCGAUAUGAUUCAACGCGCAUUUAAUCGUGCCAAUGCUCAAUCAAACGGGUCUAACAGAGCAAGUGGUUCGUCUACAGAUCUUGCAACUUCAUUGGGACUUCAAUCUCCCGAAGGAGCAAAAUCUAACCAACCACCGGUUUUAGUCGCGAAUGCCAAAGGAGUUGUUAAAGUUGACCCGAAGCAAAUGCCAAACUUAACGUCCGGUGUUUACGUAAUGUCACGGAAAGACGGCAUCAUCAAGUUGGAUUCGUCUCCUAGCGGGAAAUUGGCUGUAAAAGGUUCGCCGACGCAAGGUGUUUUGAUGGUUCAAAAUCGAGAUAAUACUAACGUAGUGAGGAAGCAAGUAAUAUCCGCAUCGCAAUCGAAUUCUGUAACGCCGGUAAAAGUGGUUUCUAAAAUGGAUGGAAGUCAAGUAGUAACGCAGAUGAAAGUAGUUUCUAAACCUGUUACGAAUAAAGCAGGAGGUACACAGAAAACCGAGCCUAUAAAGAUCCAGCCGAAACCAGAUCCGACACAGUUACCACAGAUACAUGUCGUGACCGCGGUGCCGGCUCCCAUAACUUUGCAGCCAAGAAUAAGUACAGGAAUACGUCCUGGACCUGUUACAGGCCAACGCAGUGCGGACGGUCGACCUUUGUUACCGAGACCUCCACUGCGUGCGACGACGCCAACUAGCGUACUCGGAAUCGGAUCAACAAUUCGCACACCUGUUAGGGCGCCAGCCCCGAGACAAGUUCAGUCCCAGCAAACACGUCAGGUGCUACAAAAACGUACGACGGCUGUAACUACACAGAGUAACUCGGUGAGUCCUGGAAAUGUUACACAGAUUAGACCGAAGUUCGCGAUGCUUAGUCCACAGUCGAAGCAAGUGGUAAAGUCUGGAACUAGUCCAGUGCAACAGGCUAAACAGUCGCCGAAAACACCAGUUGGUAAGCCACAGUCAUUAUUAUCUCCGCAGCAAAAGUUAUUAAUGGCAAAAAGGAAAGCUCAAGAAGCAGCGGGUAUCAUUAAACCAGGUGGCCGCGGCCUCCUAGCAGCUGCUCGUGCUACCGCCGGCCGAGGUAGAGGGAAGUUGCCUGAAACAUCAACGGCCGCUACUCCAGGAAACAAACUGAAAGAAAGUAAAUUAGCGGAGGGUGAUGGACUUCAUAUGGAAUUCCACGAGGUAGGCUCCGAAGAGAGUAGCAGCGAUGGUGAACCGGAACUUCCACCUCCCGAAGCCGAUACCAUUGCCACUACGGAGCCUGACAGCCCGCCAAGGCCGUUUACUCUUUGUCCAUUAACUGGACGUAUUAUUGGACCGGAUGGCGAACCCGUCGAACAGUCGGCCGAACCGGAACCUGAACCUGAAUCUACCGAAACACCGUUGUCCACCAUUAAAACCACUACAACUGCAUCAGAAAGUAUAGACGUCACCACUACAACUACCACCACAGAAUUAGUCCUACCUUCCCUUGAUUCUCUUACAGAGGGUGGUGGAAUAAUGAGAGUCGAAAUGAGUCCUGGUGGAACGACGGGAACGAUCGUUCAAACCAGUGAACCAGCGCAGAUCAAUUUGACAAACGUAUCUGUUCCUGCGCCAGAUCUUCCUUGCUUGGAUGACACAGCUCCUACCGUGACUGCGCCAGCCACUACGACGGCAACACCGUUGACUGAAGCGGCACCAGCUAGCGAAUCCUCGAUCGCACCGGGAUUGACCACGGCUACAGUUACCUCGACUAGCACGAUAGCGAUCGCUUCUACUGAUGUGAAAACUGAAGAGAAAAUACCGGAGGAAAGGAAGGUGGCCGAGGACACUUCGAACUUAGUAACAAUAACUGGGGAGGACGGUGUCGUUUAUCAAGUGGCUGGCCAAGCUGAGGAUGGUCAAACAUUGUUAGUGACUCGAGAUGCUGAUGGCGAGCAACAAUGUGUAUAUGUUACCACGGAGCAACAAGGAGACGAGGGAUCCGUAUUAACGUUGGAUCAUGCUGUGGCGGAAGCUGUAGCUCAGUUGAUACCUGAUCAAGUAAACUUAGCCUCGCAAUUCUAUGUAAAAGAAGGUGGAACGGAACCUGCUGAAAAUCCAAUGGUGAUGUCUAUCAUGGAUAACACGAACGCGGCGGAUGUGACAGAAGGACAAGAAGACGGUGAUGGUCACGGCCAAGUUGUAGCUCAAGUUGUACAAGCGGAAGAACCAACACCAGGUAAUGUGCCGACCUUGAUCGUUUCAAAUUUCUUUUAAAUAGCACGCUAAGAAAUAAGAAGUAACAGCGAAAAGGAAUUUUCUUAUCUUAUAGAUACUGUGAUAUUAAAGUUUUCUUAUAUUAUUAUAUUAGGUGGAACUAGAAGAGUGGUCUUACUCUUACCUGAUGGAAACUUGAUGAUGACAGAAGUAACGGAAGAACAGUACGCUGCGCUCGGACUUGGCAAGUGA